CAGGUCCUCCAGAGCACCGAGAGCGGCGGCCAGAGCGGCGGCGCCUCGCCUCUCAGCCGCAGCGCGGGCUGACGGCGCCCCGGAAGUGACGGCGCAUCGGCGUACGGGCGCUUGGCGGGCGACGGCGGCUGUAAGCGUCAUCGCGGGCGCGACGCCCCCAGGGGACAGUCUGGAGAUCGGCUGUCGUUAAGGUGCGGCGGCGAGACCGGCUGGGAAGAUGCCAGUGGCGGUGAUGGCGGAAAGUGCCUUCAGUUUCAAAAAGUUGCUGGAUCAGUGCGAGAACCAGGAGCUCGAGGCUCCUGGAGGAAUUGCUACACCCCCAGUGUAUGGUCAGCUUCUGGCUUUAUAUUUGCUCCAUAAUGACAUGAAUAAUGCAAGAUAUCUUUGGAAAAGAAUACCGCCUGCUAUAAAAUCUGCAAAUUCUGAACUUGGAGGAAUUUGGUCAGUAGGACAAAGAAUCUGGCAGAGAGAUUUCCCUGGGAUCUAUACGACCAUCAAUGCUCACCAGUGGUCUGAGACAGUCCAGCCGAUCAUGGAAGCACUUAGAGAUGCAACAAGGAGACGAGCCUUCGCCCUGGUCUCUCAAGCGUAUACCUCCAUAAUCGCUGAUGAUUUCGCAGCCUUUGUUGGACUUCCUGUUGAAGAGGCUGUGAAAGGUAUAUUAGAACAAGGAUGGCAAGCAGACUCCACCACAAGAAUGGUUCUGCCUAGAAAGCCAGUUGCAGGGGCCCUGGAUGUUUCCUUUAACAAGUUUAUUCCCUUAUCAGAGCCUGCCCCAGUUCCCCCAAUCCCCAAUGAACAGCAGUUAGCCAGACUGACCGAUUAUGUGGCUUUCCUUGAAAACUGAUCUAUCACCCUGAGUUCAAGAUCUACCUUCAGAAUCCUGUGUACUGACAAAUGUAGAAAUGUAAAAUUUUUAUUUUCAAUUUAUUGGAUGGAUGAAGCACCUCAGCAUUCCUUACUGAUUAUGUGAUAAAAUACAUAUAUAAUAUAAAGUAUAUCUAUUUUGUCCUUAAACAUGCUGAAUGGUUGUUGAAACAACUCUCAUUUUGUAAUAUUUAACAAUCUGGAUGGAGCUUGUCAGUAUUAUGUGGUUAGUUCAUAUUUCCUAGUGACUUAUAAAAUAAGAUCUCCUACUCCAUGUAGACCAGUGGUUGUCAACUGUCUUUCCCCUGCCCCAGCACAUGCCACACUCCCACCUGUACCACUGGUUCACAGGUGUAGUGAUUGCUUUGGAGUUUGAGGAGAACUGUCCCCAGGGGCAAGGUCUGAAUUGCUAAGGAUUAUGAGUCACCAUCUUUGAAGAACAUGCUCUCUUUUCUCCUCACCUCCUGUGAAUCACUAAUGUAGAAUACAGAAAGAUAGCUGAGGAGCAAAUAGAUCAUUUCCAUAGUAAACCAGUUUGUUAACUUUACAUUUUUUCCGAUAGCGUGAGUACAUCCAUUGCUGGCAGUGGAAGACUUGCCAUGAAAAUGCAACUUAUUUAAGAUAUUCAAGAGAAGUAUUAAGUUGUAGCUCCUUUCAAAAGAAGGGAGAAGUGCAGAAUGUACUAUAGGGGAAAAGAAGCUAUAAGACAAGCGACACUCUUUGUACAAUUACCUUGCAGCCUGCUGGUCGCUUGUGUUUAUCCCUUGGUUCAAGUUCUGCCCUUUGGAGAAAUACUAAACAAGUCUUUCAUUCUUUGUGUGACAGCCUUUGAAUAUUUAAAGUUGUUUGUUGUAUCUUCAGCUUAAAAUGCCCCUUAGUUCAUUUAUUCUGCAUUUGUUCAAUAAAUAUUUAAGUGAAUUCUUCAA
Molecule: messenger RNA, 1793 nt
Organism: Microcebus murinus (gray mouse lemur)
Lineage: Eukaryota; Metazoa; Chordata; Mammalia; Primates; Cheirogaleidae
Gene: COPS8
Product: COP9 signalosome subunit 8
Biological process (GO): COP9 signalosome assembly; protein deneddylation
Cellular component (GO): COP9 signalosome
Source: RefSeq, a predicted model, not a curated record